Messenger RNA from Tachyglossus aculeatus (Australian echidna), 3708 nucleotides. RefSeq names its product FA complementation group E (gene FANCE). Gene Ontology annotation, cellular component: Fanconi anaemia nuclear complex. Gene Ontology annotation, biological process: interstrand cross-link repair. The record is from RefSeq and is a predicted model, not a curated record. The transcript has 11 exons. NCBI's taxonomy places the organism in Eukaryota, Metazoa, Chordata, Mammalia, Monotremata, Tachyglossidae. The coding region runs from base 1 to 2244 and encodes 747 amino acids.
AUGAAUGAAUGGAGGCUCAAUGGGCAGAGCGCCCCGCCCCCGCCUGGCCACGCCCCCAACAUACGCCAAACUCUGGCCACGCCCCCGACGCAAGCCACGCCCACGACGCAAACCACACUCCUACGCAAGACACGCCCACGACGCCGGCCCCUAGCCCUGGCCACGCCCACGACGCACGCCCACGACGGAAGCCACGCCCACGACGCACGCCCAAACCCUGGCCGUGCCCACGACGCAAGCCACGCCCCGAGGCAAACCACGCCCCCGACGCGGGUCCCUGGCCCCGCCCCACAUGGCCACGCCCACGACGCCCAACAAAGCAGUGGCCACGCCCACGGCUCACGUCACGCCCACGACGCUGGCCCCUACCCCCGCCUGGCCACGCCCACGACGCUCGCCCAAACGCUGGCCACGCCCCCGACGCAAACAACGCCCACGACGCUGGCUCCUAGCCCCGCCCCGCAUGGCCUCGCCCACGACGCACGCCCAAACCCUGGCCACGCCCCGACGCAAGCCACGCCCAUGACGCUGGCCCCUACCCCGCCACCCUCCUGGCCACGCCCACGACGCACGCUCACGACGCAAGCCACGCCCACGACGCACGCUCAAACCCCGCCCCCUGGCGUCUGGGAGGGAGGGAGGGAGGCUGGGCCUCCGCCGCCCCCAUGGCGGGCCCCCCGUGCCCUCCGUGCCCCCCGUGCCCCCCGGGCCCCCCCGCGCCCUCCGUGCCCCCCGCUCCUCCCGCGCCCGCCGUGCCCCCCGCGGUCCGUGCUGGGCCUUGGCCCCUUGCGGGCCCUGGGCGCCGUGCGGCGGUUGGGGCUGCGGCCCCUCCUGCAGGCCCUGGGCCGCCCGGAGCCGGACCCAGAGCCGGGCCCAGCCCGGGGCCCCCUGCCCACGACGCCGCUGCUGCUGCAGUUGCCACCCGUGUGCCAGGCAAACCUCCUGGCCUUGUUGCUGGCCACCCGCCCGGCGCUGCCCAGGCCUGCCGUCCGGUCCCUGCUGCAGCUGGUCCGCUGUCCCUCUGCCUCUGACCCCUGGCUGAGGGCCCUGGGGGACCUUCUGGGGAGGGAACUGGGGGAGGCAGAGGAGGGGGCCUCCCUGCUGACUGCUGAGUGCAGGGAGCAGUUGAGGGGUCUGUGCCGGACACUCAGGGGACCGGACCGGGGGCUCGGGCCGAACCGCGCCGAGGUCUCCGUUGAGGCGGCGGAAGACAUGGGAUCUCAGUCAUACCGAAGGGGUAGGAAGGGGUUGGAGAGGGAAGACGACAGUCAGGAGGGAGAACGACCCCCCAAGAGGCCUCGGGUCCAGGAGGGUGAGGAGGAGGGUGGGAGUCCGGGGGAAGGGCCAUCAGCUGUGGCUGGCCAGGAGGGGGGAUCCCCCUCAGGGGCUGGAGAGAGCGAGGAGGACUCCAUCAGCUUGGGAGCAGUGGAUGGAGAGGCCUGCGGCAGGCCAGGAGAGACUCUGGAUUUGCCCCAGGACAUCAAGGGCCUGGUAUCCCAACUGUUGGAGAUAGAAUGGGAGGGACCACUGGGAAGCCCCCCCACCGACCUGCAUCUCCUCCACCAGUGCUUCCCCCACCAGUUGGAGGCUGUGUGUGAGCAGCUGCGAUUGUGCCAGCUCCCGGACACUGCCAUCUACCAGCUCAGCACCUGGCUCCUGGCCCUGGCACCUGACCUGAGCAGCAGCAGUGCCACUGUGCUGGCCCAGAGCCUCUUUCUGGACAAGAUUCUGUCCCUGACGGCCCCGGCCUCACGAGUUCUCACGGCUGCCCUGUCCGCCUUCUGUACUAAGUACCCACACGCCAUCGGCCUGGGCCUUUUUCGCCCCUUGCUGCUGUCCCCUGCCACAGGCCCCCUGCAGACAGGGCUACUUUGCCAGCUGAUGGAGAAGACCCUAGAGCCGGAGCAGCUGAUCCUGAUGUUGAGCCUCGCCCUGGACCUCCCCUGGACCGAGGCUACUUUCCCACUUCUACAGACCCUGCUGGGGCAGCAGCUGGCGCUGCCCCCUGAGACCUUGGACCAACUGUUGGGUCAGCUUUGCUGCCAGACUCCCGUCUUCGCCUCCUCCGUGGCCUUCUCCCGGCUAGUGCUGACCGUCCUGACCCAGUAUCGGAGUCACAUCACGGAAACACAGAAACUUUCCCUCGCUGCCGCCCUGCAGCUUAACACCACCUUUCUAAGGAAGACCCUGCUCACGGUCUUAGGAUGCCCACCGGCUUCCAGCAAGGCUCCACUCCCCUCCUAGGAAUGAUUUGACCACGAGGGAACCUGUCUGGUCCAGCUGUCCUUUGGUCCGAGCAGCUCAGCUCCCUUCAUGGUAGGACUCGGGGAACCCCCGGCAGGAUUGGCAGAGCCGCUCAUUAAGCUCAUAAUAAAGUUGGCAGGGAAGAUCAGGAAGCCAGAACUGCUGCCUGUGGGAUCUGCAUUACUGACCAGUUGCCACCAAAGUUCUGCACCCCGCUUAAGCCUGGCUCAGAUCCCAGGAGUGAGGGCAUGGGCGCCCACAGAAGGACCGCCUCUCUUGGCUCCGUGGAUCGACAGCUCCAGAUGUGUGUGGAUGGAAAGUUGGAAAGUUAAAGGCGAGCGUGGACAGUCCUGCCUCCAUUUCCCACAGAGCUGUCAGUGCUGGCUCCUCCAGUGAGGUUUCGUCUCGGGAACCUGGAAGUGGCAAGCAGGACCCUCGCCGUGGGCAGAGUAAGGCUCAAGAUAAUGAGGCUGGGACAUCUGACAACUAUUUGGCGUGGGCAUCGUAUGUCUGGGAGCUGGUUUGCCAGGCCCCCGCUGCUCUCCAUCUCCUCCUCUCCCGCCGCUUGCCUUUCCCCAGGGCGCGCUACGGCAGUGACCUGAGAACACCAAGCAGGAGGGACAGUGGAAGGAGAGCGAGGGCAGGGCUGAAUUACAGCUGGGUUCUAAUGUUGCCAGGUAAAUGGUGGUAUUAACCAGCGCCUAGCUCCAGAUCGGUUGUUCCCUCAGAUCUGGGGAAAUAAAGGAAAAGCCAAAUAGGGAAAUUUGGGGCUGGAGAAGAAAGAAAGUUGAACAAGCCCGGAGAAGGACAAAGGGGCACAAAACAGGGUGAGCUGUCUAGGAAGAGAUAGGAAGGUGUCCUAAAAUGUCAGGAAGAGGAACUGGUGACAAGCCUCCAGGGGCAAGUAGAUUAAAAAGGGUGAGGGGCACGGACAGGCAAGACACUGGAAAAGUUGAUGUGUGCUGGGAAACACUUGGUUUGGAAAAGUUGGUUAGUUAUCAAUUGGGGUGAGAAUUAAAAAAAAAAUCUGCUUUUAAAAAUACGGUGCCAACAGCUCGAGUGGUUUCUGCUGUGCCAUACCCAUGCAACCCUCGUCUCACAUUGCUGUCUGCCACUCAUCUCUUUGGGGUUUUUGGGUUUUAUUUGAAGAAGCGAGGCAUUUGUGUCAAAGGAAACCCACACUAGUGUGGUUCUGCCUCAGGAGUGACGUGUAUUGAGUUUGCUCAGUUUUAAAAGAUGCUGUCCAUGUGGGAGAAGCUAAAACUGAGGAAUCGAUGGAUUGGACACUACAGUGCCAGAGUCGACCUAUCCUGUUAGCAAUUAAAAAUAACGUUUAUUGUAAAGUUGGCUCCUUGUCGACUGUAUAGCAGUUGCUCAAGCACUAGAUUUAAAAUGUAAAUUUCAAACAUAUAGCUUUUGUGUCUAGGGAAAUGCUUCAAAUAAUAAAGCCCUACUGCUUUUUCA